AUGCCCUUCGGUAUCCUCGAGGACAAGUCAGGCCUCAGCCAUGUCCCUGGGACUGCGCUGCUUGAGCAGGAGGAGUCUAGCGAUGGAGGCAUCCAUUAUCUGGAGCAUCUGAAGAAGGUCCACCGCAAAGGUGAGGCCAUCAUCUUGGUGCCUCAGCCUUCGGAUGAUUUGAAUGACCCCCUGAACUGGUCCCGAUGGACUCGGGAUCUGGUCUUCUUGUUCUACGCCUACUGUGCUAUUCUCUGCAUUGGCGGCAUUGGCCCUGUUUUGUCUUCCCUGGCUCUGGACCUCAUCAAAGAAUUCAACAUCACCUUCACCGACGUCUCGCUCCUCACCGGUUACAGCCUCUGCGCCACCGGUGCCUCGGGUCUCUUCAUCUCUGCCGUUAGCCACAAGUACGGCAAGCGAAUCCCGCUCAUCUUCUCCAUGUCCUGCGCCUUUGCCGGCACCCUACGGGAGGCUUCGCCCACUCUCACAAGUCUCUCCUAG
This is a messenger RNA of Penicillium maclennaniae, 489 nucleotides long. RefSeq lists its product as uncharacterized. The transcript has 2 exons. The record is from RefSeq and is a predicted model, not a curated record. NCBI's taxonomy places the organism in Eukaryota, Fungi, Ascomycota, Eurotiomycetes, Eurotiales, Aspergillaceae. Gene Ontology annotation, biological process: transmembrane transport. Gene Ontology annotation, molecular function: transmembrane transporter activity. Bases 1 to 489 code for a protein of 162 amino acids.